Molecule: messenger RNA, 641 nt
Organism: Schistosoma turkestanicum
Lineage: Eukaryota; Metazoa; Platyhelminthes; Trematoda; Strigeidida; Schistosomatidae
Source: the annotation of a GenBank genome assembly
AUGAGCAGAGGAGCUUCCAAAUAUGCAUGCACCGAAUCGAGAGCUAGACAGAAUUUCGCUACGGAAUGUGAAGAUGCCAUCAAUAAACAAAUCAACAUGGAACUACAAGCUGCCUAUGAUUACAUGGCAUUCUUCACCUACUUCGAUCGAGAUGAUGUGUUAUUCCCGAAAGCAGCUGAAUUCUUCCGAAAGGCUUCACGUGAGAAACGUGAACAUGCUGAGAAGUUGGCGAAAUAUCAGAACAAACGUGGUGGUCGUGUUCAGUACAGUGACAUCAAGUGUCCCACCAAGACAGAACUCAGUGGUUUGGAGGAUGCGAUGAAUACUGCAUUGUCAAUGGAGAAGGCAGUGAAUGAGUCACUGUUGAAACUACAUGAAGUAGCUGCGAAGAACAAUGAUCCGGCGUUAACCGAUUUGAUUGAGAGUGAGUAUCUGCAUGAACAACAUGAUGCAAUCAAACAAUUUGCUGACUACGUGACAAAGACGGAUCGAGUUGGAAGUGGACUUGGAGAGUAUUUAUUCGACAAGAUGACACUGAAAGAAUGAGUGCUACUUCACUCGAACUGUUUAUUCACUCUAAUGUCCUUUACUUCAUUAUUUUUGUCUUUUUUUCUUACAAAUAAAUGAGUUUUCCAUGUAGA